ACUUAGAAUUGUCAGAAAGGGGAGUAGUGGAGGAGGGAGGCAGCCUAUGGCCAAUUGGCCAUGCUUUAGCGCUGUAAGGAGUGUAUACCCAUAGCUGGUGGCUUGGGGGAGCAGUCAGACCCAUUUGCUUUUCAGUGAGAGCACAGAUCCGGGUGUCCACUCCCCAGGUAGCUUUAUUUCUGGGCUAGGAGACCGAGGCUGAGUCAAUGCAUCCCCCUGCGGUGCAUGCAAGCAGGUGAGGAGAUGGUGGUUGGGCUAAGCGAGCUAGCUGCGGUAGGGUCACCAUCGUACUCGCAGGCAUUCUGCUGGAAGACCCAGGUGGCCAGUGAGGUGGGUUUCUCUCAGGAAGAGGCGCGGCUGCGUCGGACACCCCAGGGAACUCGCUGCUCCGCAACUUUGCCAGGUGCUCAGAAACAGCCCUUCGCUUUAUCCAGGGCAGUCACCCAGAGGGCCAGGGGGCAGCGAGUGAUAGAAGACGCCGGGCUGGGUGGGCGAGACCCAAUUGCAAGGGUACUGUUAGCACCGAAAGGGAACAUAACACCUGGAAGGGAAGGGUACCGCAGCCUAGCACUCGGGUCUCCGAGUUCGCAUAGGACAGGUCCUGAUGGCACCUGCUGCGCCCUAGUCACCUCCUUAUUCCUAACCUCUGUCAACACUACUCCCGAACCCAGCAGGCGCUCCUUUCCAAGGAACUAGAGGAGGUAGGCUAAAAGGGUGGCAGAAAGGGGUGGGGACAGUAGAGAGACAGUCCCAGCCUUCCCCGCCCUCCACCCCCACCACAACUCAGCAGCCGUCACGUGGUACCCGGAGUGGGAGGGGUGGGGGCAGAAGAGGCGAGACUUUUUUGGGUGCUCCGGAUCGCCAGUAGUUCUUCAAGCCUCAGCAGCCAACUCCUCCGGAGGCGCUGCGCUCCGCCCCAGGGAGCGCGAAUCCAAGGAGCCUGGGACCAGCCUCUGGGAGCCCCCGGCGCGGGCGAUGCGGGCGCCGCGGGCGACACCUGCGGCUCCUCUCGGUGGCAGCCGUCGCUUGGGCGGCAGCAGCGCGAGCCUCGGCAGCCUCGGCAGCUACUGUCGCCGCGGCCAGAACAGCCUCCGCUGCGGUCGUGGUCUCUGAUGCUCUUGCCCGCUCCCGGCCCUGCCGAUCCGGGAGGAUGUGGGUUCUCGGCAUCGCAGCAACUUUUUGCGGAUUGUUCUGGCUUCCAGGUAAGAAGAUGAAGAGGCCAGCUGCCUGGCCAGACACGCUCCUGCUAUCUCGCCAAGCGUCCCUGCUCUCAGCCCCAGUGCGCCCAGCUGUGGUCCGCGCUGCGCUGGGGCUACCCAGCGGGAGUUUGGUGCUGGAAACUGAGACCAAAGGCGCUAGACUGGGACGCUCUCCAAGUCCCGCGCUGCAGGAGAGCCGAGAGCGGCAGAUUGGCGCGACUCUUGGCUGCAGCUGCGUGGGGUACACAGUCGGGGAUACAGAGCUGGGAUUGGGGAGGGUCCUUGAGUUGGGCGAGACAGGAAAAGGAGCGACAAGCCUCCAACCUAGUCAAGUUACCCAGUGUUUGUGGCCACCCAAGGGAGCGGCGACGCUGACAGGGCUGGCGCUGCAAAUUCAGUGCUACCAGUGUGAAGAAUUCCAGCUGAACAACGAUUGCUCAUCCCCUGAGUUCAUCGUAAAUUGCACCGUGAACGUUCAAGACAUGUGUCAGAAAGAAGUGAUGGAGCAAAGUGCUGGGAUCAUGUACCGGAAGUCGUGUGCAUCGUCAGCAGCCUGUCUCAUUGCUUCAGCUGGGUACCAGUCCUUCUGUUCCCCUGGGAAACUGAACUCCGUGUGCAUCAGCUGCUGCAACACCCCUCUUUGCAAUGGGCCGAGGCCCAAGAAGAGAGGCAGCUCUGCCUCGGCCAUCAGGCCAGGGCUUCUCACCACUCUCCUGUUCUUCCACUUAGCCCUCUGCUUGGCACACUGCUGAAGCUAAAGGAGAUGCCAACCCCUGCUGCCUCACCUGUCUGGCCCUUCGUCUCUCACCUUCCCGAGUCUCUUCUGGGUGUCCUUUUAUUCUGGGUAGACAAGGGAGUCUUUUUGUUCCCUCCUUUCAAGUAACGCAAGAUUGCCGUGCACAAAUACUUUUGUAAGCUCUGAACCAAUUCAUUCUGAAUUUCUGUGUGUAGUUGAAGAAAAAAGCAUGGAGCAGAAAGUCCAGACCCUCCCAUCCCAAUCUGGUUAACCACCGCCAAGGCUAGCCUGGAAGAACCAGCCCUUAGAAGUCAUUGAGAUACGCAUCUGCCUUUCCCAAAGCCUUGAGCUUCCAUUCUGUCCCAGUAGGAGUCACAGUCUAUUCAGAGACUGCUGCUGCGUGAAGGUAACUUUGCUUUUGCGGGAGGGGAGAGCCAGUUUCGGCUCAAGGCUUCUGAACUUGCCAUUCAUACUUCCUGCUCCUGUAAACUAUUUUCUGGGGUGGACCCAGCUGGUUUGGUCUCUGAGCCAGUCUGUGGUGACUCAGGACUCAAGGGCUGGGGCUUAGCCUCUCCAGGCUUGGCCUCAGUCUGAAAAGUGCUUAAGAAAACCUUGUUAGUUCUCCUGGAGGAAGAGUUACUGCGCCGGGAGGCUAGGAAGAUGAGGGGGCUGCGGGCUGAGCUGGUGCUGUCCUUGGUGGAGAUGAAGCGGGCACGCUGGCGUUUCUCUUGGUUGGCAUGCUGCAGAGUCAGGCGGCAGCAGAGCACCUGCCAGAACACCUUCCGGAACUGCUGAGAGGACACGUUGUAGAGGAGAGGGUUGACCACAGAGCUGAGGUAGAAGAAGGUAUCAGAGAAGGGCAGGAGGAUCAUGUAUGCCCUGAAGUACGUUCUGGUCCAGUCAUGUUUGGGUUUUGCUGCAGCCAUGAUCCGUCGGAUCUGAUUGGGCAUCCAACACACGGCCAACGUCACCACAAUCAGUCCUGGCAGGCAAGAACAGGAGAGAAAAGGAGACGGGGAGAGAAACAGCAUGAGAACAAAAAUAAAUAAAUAAAAACCCAUAAAAUAUUAAGCCCCUUGGUUCUGUUGCUUACUGGCCGAGAAACGGUACCAAUCUUUCAGCUCUGUGCUUGUCGGCUUCUUUUUGCCACUGGCAAAGGAGAAUUUAAUGCUGCUUCAAGCUCAGGGGACUUGGCUAUGUUAAAAAGCGUUAAAUGCUUUCGACAGUGUAUUUAUACUUACGGCUGCCUGUUAAUUUUCAAAAUGUUUUCAUUGUUGCUCGUGUAUCCAGAAAAUAUCUCACGUUGGCCAUAACCCUGGUUUUGUCUUUUUGUUUCUAGAUGAGCCCAUAAGGUAUAGCCAUAGUAGAGGGAAACGGUAGCUGUUUUUAUAAACGACUACUGAACUAUGUGAGAAGACACAGUGAUAUUGUGAAGUCAAAUGGAAGUUGUUUCAUUUUGCCUAAACAAAUACAUUUUGUGAUGCUGAUUUUGCAUCCAGUUUCAGGAGAAGUAAAAUCAGGGACAGGUAGUCAUGGAGAAGAGGUACUACUAAGCCCUGCCCCUGUGCGUGAGGCACUGAGUAUCCAGACAUCCAUAUGAAUGCCCAUUACAUUCUGGCUUACAUAAACACGGCUACUUCUAAAGUAUGACAAAUGAAAUCACAGUACAGUGUGUGUGUGUGUGUGUGUGUGUGUGUGUGUGUGUGUGUGUGUGUAGAAAGUAGACGAUAUAUAAAUGUAUGUCCCAAAAGGUAUACAACCUCCAUCUAUAUCAGCAUCUCUGCUUCUUUUCAAACACUUUUGGAAGCCCCUUCCACCUUAACUUAGGAAAACAAAUUGUCCCCAAACACCAAAAUCUCAAAAACUCAUGCCAUGUACAGACAGGGGCACACCCUCCGCUUUUGUAGCACUGAGCUGCAGUGUGACUGGCCAGGAAUGAUGAGGCCCCACAGAAGCAGUGCUGCUCAGCCCCCACUGAGAAUGGGGCAUUAGCUGACUGGACACUCAUUUGCAUACCCGGAGCUUACAUUCUGGCUCCCACUAUCACAUCGAAUCUAUAGUCUGACAAGCACCUAAAAUUCACAAGACUCUGACUCUUUAUUGAUAAAGCAAAGAAACAGGCCUGGGGAACCUUUAGGAUGUUACUUACUCCUUUUUAUGAGAAGCUGAGCAUCAUAGCAAAUGUUCCCAUGAGAGGGCUGAUGUUAUUUAAAGCAAGAAUUUGGUAGCACUGAAGAGAUAGCUCAGCAGUUAAGAUGUAAGUUCUGUUCCCAGCACACAUCAGGUGGCUCACAAUGGCCUGUCACUCCAGAUGCUGGGGUGGGGGAUCUCUCAGCACCUGCACUUACAUGCAUAUCCCUCCCCAUACAUACAUAAUAAGCAUAUAUAUAUAUGUAUGUGUAUAUAUAUAUAUGUAUGUAUAUAUGUAUGUAUAUAUGUAUGUAUAUAUAUUUGCAUUUUACAAGUACCUCUUCCCACUCUGAGCCCAAUUUGCUAGGAAACUACUGGGAAAUAAGAACAGGGUCCCUGCUUCCUGCUUAGGGUGUGUGGUAAAUAGCUGAGUAAUUAAGGACCCAGGGCAAGCAGACAUGUCUAUGAGCCCAAGGUUAGCCCAAGUAUCCCUUGACAGUACAUAACUCAGCUGCUCCCAAAGACAGACCCUCUGAACAUAACCCAUCUGUCAGAGGGAGGGCCUAGGAAACUCUAGUCCUCUGAACUUCCAAGGAUUCUUUCUGUCAAACCUCAGCCAGGGCUUUGAAAUACACACCAAUCUGCUUAUUUCUUCCCUUUGAAUUUGCUUCCCUGAGAACAGUCAGUAAAUCUAAGAAUAAAAUAGGCAAAGUAAGAUAUUGAUCUGAUAAAAAAAAAAGGCUAAAUAAAUAAAUAAAACUACUAUCUCAAGUCAGGAGCAGAUUCCAAAUCACCUUGUUACUACUGCUGGAUUAAAAAGUAACAACAACAACAACAAAAGCACUCACUGUUCUGAUUUUUUAAAAAAAUCGCCUGCCCAGGAAACUGGUACUGAGGGGCUUCCAGCUCCCCACCCCGAUUUUUUCUGAAGUUUCUACAGCUCUGAGCGACCAGUUCAGUGUUGAUUGUGAAGGGAACAGAUGCCUGCGUGCAUGGGGAAGCUGUGUGUUUUCACAAAGCUUCCCAGGCUGCUUUUGUUCCUCCGUCACUGAAUUCUGCAGAACAAGUUCAACCAUUAUCCAAGGAUGUGUUUGUUAGGGUAUGGGGAUGGAGCACACAGCUUUCUGUGUGUGCCAUGCGACAGACACUGUGGGACGUUGCUCUUUGAGAAUCUAGAAAGCCGACUAGACGCUCCCUGUACCUCCCACGGGCUGAACAAGACAUAGCUUUGAAAGCCCACCAGCAAAGGUAGUGAGAGAAGGCAGGUUGGGAAGGAGGAGGGUGGAGGAGGAAAGAUUUUGGGGGAGGAGGGGAGGAACAUUAGGGUGGAGGAGAGAGAUUUGGGGAGGGAUGCUGAGGAGAAGUAGCAUCAUGGAUCUCCUUUCGCAUUGCACUGUCUCAUCUCCUGCUUAUACAGACUUCCCUUAGCUUCCUGCAUGGCCUUGCUCAGCCUCAAUCACCCUGAACUGGUCACUCCAUUGAAAGGAGACUUUAGUUUCAAAGAAAAAGGAAUGGAAUAAAAGAAAGAAGAAGAGAAAAAGGAAGGGAAGAAACCCAGGGUCUGAGUGGAAGAAAGGGAUGGGGAAGACUGAACUGGAGCUUGCUCUGUAGUUUCAGCCAGGGUAAAAUCCUGACUGUAAGAUUGAGAUUGAAUAACAAAUGGGAGACCAUUUGAAUGAGUGGCAGCAAAUAGGGAACAAAAUGAGAACUCCGCAAUAAUAAGCAGAUCACAAAGCUCUCUAACUAUAGAAAGAGACAGGUCAGGGGGCUGGAGAGAUGGCUCAGCGGUUAAGAGCAUUGACUGCUCUUCCGGAGGUCCUGAGUUCAAAUCCCAGCAACCACAUGGUGGCUCACAACCAUCUGUAACAAGACCUGAUUCCCUCUUCUGGUAUCUGAAGAGACAGGUUGGAUGUGGAGGACAGACUUGGAAGAGAGACAGAGUCUGAAUAGAAAUGGACAGUUGUGACUAUGCCACACAAGCAGGUUCUAGAGACAGAACCAGGGACAAGAAGUGGGAAGGGAACUAGCUUCUUUUGCUCCAGGUUCUGUGCUGAGCCCUCACUUCCCAUGUGGGUCUCUCUUCUUCUGACAACCCAGAGAGGUCAAAACAAUCAGUCUCUUCACGGAACAAAGGAGAAAGCUGCCUAUCUCCCAAACAUGUGAUACAGGCUCCGUUUUCCUCUCAAGGUACAAUGCUAUCUAUUGGUCCCAUUUUCAGAUUGAUAAAGAAACAGACAAGAUGGCUACAGAGAUGGCUCAGUUUUCACAGUGCCUGCUUCUCAAGAGUUCAGAUCUCUGGUACCCAUAUGAGCACUGGGUGGAUAUGAUGAACCUAACAGUAAUACCAGUCUUGGAGUGUGGAUACUAAAGAUUUCUGGAGCAACAAGGUUAGUAAGACUGGACAGAUUGGUGGGCUCCGAAAUUGACUGAGAGCCCCUAUCUCAGUGAAUAUGGAGGAGGAGUUAACAAGGAUGAUACUCAACAUGAACUUUUGGGCCUCCACAUGUGAACUCAUAUGCCCACAUACAGGUACCGACAUGGGUAUGCAGACAUACAUGCAUAUAUGACACAUAGAGAGGGACGUGAAAAUUGAAAAAAAAAAGUUUGACAGGCAAGAAAAUAGUAAUUUAUCACAACCCAUGCAUAAUGUGACUCUAUCCACUGAAAGAACAGAAGCCGUGUAUUUAAUUUAAAAAUUUCAGUCAAGUUAAAAAUGAAAAAAAAAAACACUCAGUGAUAACAAUUUUUAUAAUGCUACCUAAGUUUGUACACAUACUGCUGGAUUUCUUAGGAAAGCGAAAUACAGAGUCAUCAUAAAAAUUAUUGGUGAGCUAAUUUUUCUUCUCCUACCCCCAUACUAAAUCUUCAACUGUCCCUUUCCCAAACAUAUGCACCAACUACCCCAAGGAACUGCCCAAGUCGCCUGUGUUUGCAAAACUCUCAAGCACUCAUGAACAAGGAUUGGAUUUCAAUGGUUUCGACUGUUUUGCUAGCCUCUCCCUAGAAACCCUCUGUAAAAGUGAUGGUUAAAAUAGUAAGUCUACGUUAUUCUGAAAGUACAAAACUGUCUUUUGCCUGUCUCAUCAUAAAUUGUGUCUGUCUGCAUCGCACAAAUCACACCAACUGCCUGGCAGAGCUGUUGACAUAGCCCUCCCCCCCCCCCCACCUUAAAUGGAGGUGAGAAAAUGGCUGCCAUUAGGUCUGUGUUUCAAAAGAUAAUCUUAGGAAAUCUAGGAAAAUGGAAUGCUGGGCCUACAGGCGCCACCAAUGGCAGUCUGAGGCAUGUGCCCACGGGCAUUGUGAGAAUAGAGGUAGCCUUUCUAGAACAGGAAGCCAACCAGACCCUUUGUGCAAAAUUUAUCAUUUUACAAUGACAGGCAAUUGCUUGUUGUUAUAUUUGAAAAAAAAAUUGUCCUUUUCUACGAUACACUGUUGAGGAUAAAUACCAUACUAUGUCCAGAGUUAACUCUCUAUUCUGGCUGUUUGAAAUUGUUUCAGCUCCACUCUCAGCAACCCUUUAGCUAACACAAUGCUUUAAAGUCUUAUUCAUGGCUUAAUGGAGUGCAUUAAAGAUUUGACUAAAUUUA
Mus musculus (house mouse) is the source of this 7652-nucleotide messenger RNA. It is a transcript of the gene Lypd1, whose product is annotated as Ly6/Plaur domain containing 1. NCBI's taxonomy places the organism in Eukaryota, Metazoa, Chordata, Mammalia, Rodentia, Muridae. The transcript is spliced from 3 exons. Bases 1151 to 1951 code for a protein of 266 amino acids. Gene Ontology annotation, cellular component: synapse; plasma membrane. The record is from RefSeq and is a predicted model, not a curated record.